Daktulosphaira vitifoliae (grape phylloxera) is the source of this 1878-nucleotide messenger RNA. It is a transcript of the gene snRNP-U1-70K, whose product is annotated as U1 small nuclear ribonucleoprotein 70 kDa. The transcript is spliced from 10 exons. The coding region runs from base 422 to 1720 and encodes 432 amino acids. Gene Ontology annotation, molecular function: U1 snRNA binding; mRNA binding. The record is from RefSeq and is a predicted model, not a curated record. Gene Ontology annotation, cellular component: U2-type prespliceosome; precatalytic spliceosome; U1 snRNP. Lineage: Eukaryota; Metazoa; Arthropoda; Insecta; Hemiptera; Phylloxeridae. Gene Ontology annotation, biological process: mRNA splicing, via spliceosome.
UUAAAAACUGUAGUGUUUAGAAUACGGUCGGGUUGCGUUGCGCAGAUGAUAUAAUAUCCGCAUAUACUCGCAGAAUAUAUACAGUUUCAUUUCUGCUUCAUUUAUCAUUUAUCAAAUAUUAAUCCAGUAGAGUUUGUAUAUUAUACGGUGAUUAGUAUUAAUACAUAUAUAAUAAAUUGGUGUAGUUGUACUAUACUCCACGAUGUUUUGUGAAGUUUAAUGUGUGUAUCAAAUACGCUUUGUUUUUGUAGAUGUUGUGAUACUCUUGUUUUUGGAUAUUAUAUUGACUGUCUUAAUUCUUAUUAUUUUAGUCGAUUAAGUCAUAAUUAAAAUUUCAAAAGAGUUUUUUGUUAAUCCAAAAUGAAAAUUGUACUAGUUGUUAAUUAUUAGGUUUUCGGACUAUUUGUGAAUUUUAUUUACCAUGACUCAAUUUCUACCACCUAACUUACUUGCGCUUUUUGCGCCGAGAGAUCCUAUUCCUUACUUACCACCUGUAGUCAAAUUGCCAUAUGAGAAAAAAACUAGAGGCUAUCUAGGUGUUGGGAGUUUCAUAGACUUAUUUGAAGAACCGGAAGAAACUCCUCCUCCUACAAAAAUUGAAACUAGAGAAGAACGUUUGGAAAGACGACGAAGAGAAAAAGCCGAGCAAGUUGCUUACAAGUUAGAACAAGAAAUUGCAUUAUGGGAACCUCAUUCUGUUCCAAACGCUACUACUGAUCCAUUUAAAACAUUGUUUGUUGCCAGAAUUAACUAUGAUACAUCAGAAUCAAAGUUACGUAGAGAAUUUGAACUUUAUGGCCCUAUAAAAAAGAUCGUGGUCAUACAUAACAAGAUUGAUGGUAAACCAAGGGGGUAUGCUUUCAUUGAGUAUGAAUAUGAGCGUGAUAUGCAUUCUGCAUAUAAACAUGCUGAUGGAAAAAAAAUUGAUGGACGCCGUGUAUUGGUUGAUGUUGAAAGAGCCCGCACAGUCAAAGGAUGGCUUCCUAGGAGAUUAGGAGGUGGAUUAGGAGGCACAAGACGAGGUGGACCAGAGGUUAAUCUUAAGCACUCAGGAAGAGAAGAUAAUGAACGUGAAAGAGAGAGAUAUGCUCGUGAAAUGGCUAGUGGUCGCUCAGGACGUAGUGUAACUAUGGAAAGAGAUCGAGAACGUGAUUAUCGUGAUAGGGAUAGAGAUCGUGAACGUGAUAGAAGACCUCGUAGUAGAGAUCGAGAAAGAAAACGACAUCAUACAAAAUCACGCUCAAGAGAACGUAAAAGACGUCGUAGUAGAGAUCGUGUUAGAGAUGUUGAUUAUGAUGAAGUUGAAGAAGUUCCAGUGUCUAAAUCAAGAGAUAAAGAUCGUGAUCGUGAAAGAAAAAGAAAACGCAGCCGUUCAAGAGAUCGUGAACGUAAAAAAGAUCGUAAGGAUAGAGAACAUCAUCGUCGAGAAAAAAGCAAAGAUAGACGUGACAAACACAAAGAUGAUUCAGAACGCGAGGAAAAAGUUCAUAUCAAACAAGAACCUGUUGAUGAAUAUGAUAAUUAUGAAAAUUAUAAUGAUUAUGACGGCUACAAUAGUGCAAAUGAAGAAUAUGAUCCAGAUAUGGUUAAAAAAGAAGAACCUGAUGAAGAGCCAGCUAAUGGGUCACGAUACAAUUCUUCAUCAUUCUAUAACACUAAACCUGAAAGAGGUGAAGAAAACUACAGUGAAAAUGGUCAAACUGAAAAUUAUGAUGAAUGAUAUAUUUAAAAUUUUUGGUACUGAUUAUUUAAACUGAUUUCACAUUUUUUAAUUUUUAAGAUAAUGUGAUGAUUUAGUCACUCAAUAAUGUAAUUCAAAUAUAAAAAAUUCAUUUUUCUUAUAUAAUUAUAAUAGUAAAUGACAUUGAUUUUAAGUUA